CGCGCUCGCAAAAACGAAUAACAGUCAGACCGGGGAAGAAGCCAUUUGCGUUUGCCAAUAAAUUGCCCAUUGAAUUUGAGUUGAAUUCGGCAUCCAGCAGUGCGAUCGAGCGUUCGGCAAACAUGUUCAAAGGGGAUAAACCGGAGCAGGUGUUACAGAUCGAGCCAUCGAACGAGCUGCGCUUCACAGGCCCAUUCACAAGCGCAGUCACUUCGUACAUCAACCUUAAGAACCCGUCGGACAAGAAGGUGUGCUACAAAAUCAAAACCACAGCUCCAAAGCAGUACUGCGUCCGACCCAACUCGGGCACUUUAGAUCCUGUGUCCUCCGUGGAGAUUGCAGUCAGCUUACAGCCUCAGCAAGGUGAAUUUCCUGGCACAGAGAACUACAAGCACAAGUUCAUGGUGCAAACGAUGUUUGCCCCUGAUGGCGAAUACGACGCAGACCAAUUAUGGAAGGAGAUAACACCCGAAAAACUGAUGGAUUCAAAACUCAAAUGCGUGUUUUCUAGUGGCUCAGAAGUUCCAGCAACCGAAGACUGUGUCAAAGAAGCGCCAGUUCAAGAAAAGAAAGUCACCAAGAGCAACAAGGUUGGUACUCAGGCUGAAAAUGAGCUGGCUCGUGCAGCUGCAGAGGUCAAGACGCUAAGGGAAGAAGAAAGCACUCUAAGACAAGAAAAUCUUGCUUUGAAGGAAGAGGUUUUGCGACUGCGUAAAUCUAAUAGGGAGGCCCGAGAGCAUUCCGGAGACUCCUCAAUCGGAAGCGGCGGAGCCAAUGCGCAGACACUUGCCACCAUGGAGAACAACAGAGUUUACCUUGUCCUGGGCAUUUUUGCUGUUUUGUUUGGGAUUUUGUUGGGAAAGUUCCUGCUCUGAGCCAUACGUCACUUGUCACUCAUCUCAAAUCCACAAGCUCCGAUCCAGUUUGCCUAAAACGCUGCUGCUACUGAUUGAUUUGUAAUAAUCCGAACGAAUUACAUGGGUAGGAACAUUCUGAUAAGUACCAAACGGUCUUUUGUAUGUACAAAAGUCAAGCUUUGUAAAUCAACUCGAUUUGGUUUCAUCUCCAGUCAGAACCGUGCUUUCGAAUUCUCGUAGGCGUUAACUCAUUUUCCAAGCGGACUUGUAUAUUAUUUAAAAGGAAAUAAAUAGAAGUAGCCACCUGCUUGUGUCGGAUGCCCAGAGGUUUCAAACAGGACAAGCAAGGUCUUUUAAAGUCUUGAAUCCUGUUGGCAAUAAGCUGCUUUUCAAAAUUACUGCUCAUUUCAUUUGGCAGAAACUAAAGUUAGCCACAAGCCAAGUUAUUAUCCUUUGUCAGUGUGACAAUGUUGCACCAAAUACAUUUCCACUUUUUUGAAAUUAAUCGACCUUGUUUAAGCUGCCACUCUGGGAGUUCUACUGGAGAACAAAACUACGUAAUUAUUUUUCGCUCCCUGCCUAUGUAGUGCAUGUCUGUUUUUACACUCUUAUGAACUUUCCGCUCGUAGUAGGAAACCCUUUAAGUUUUGAGAAUGCAAGGAAGGGUGCUGUUGUAGAUACUGAAAAAUGAUGGCCCCCACAUGAUAAGCAAGCAAGAAAAAAAUGCUGUAUAUAUUGGAGUAAGUGAAUUUAAGCAAACAAUCAACUAUUCAUCCCGGACUGCAAUUGGCUUGUGUAUUUGAUAUGAAUCGUAUUAAUUAUGUAAAUUGUUAACUAUUAUUACAUGAAUAUAAAGUAAUUAAUAAUUACACUCCUUCCUUUGAUUUUUAAUAUUUAUUAUUUGGAGGCGUCAGUAAAAGGCAUUUCAACAAUAGCACUUUUUUACCAAGAGUACCCCCCUUUUUUGGACGCUUCUGAACAAUUUUUUGUAUCUGUGCACAUGUUCUGUUAUAAGCUUGUAAGGUUGAGUGGCUAUGAACUGAGAAGCAACCAUAUAUUUCAGCACAUCCUUGGUCUCACAGGCCUAUUGUUAUGUCAUUUUUUGUCUUUUGCACCUUGAGAAAUUUGAUAAGCCCUGCGAUUAUUGUUUCGUCUUUGAGCAAUUAACCUCACCAACCUUAACUUAACGACCCUUUGCUUUAUAGAGAGCAUUCACUUUAGUUUUGAAUCUGACGAAGAAAUGCCUUAUUGCCUUUCCACUUAUUUGGAACGCUAUAUUUCGCCAGAAUGCUGGAGAAAAGCCAUUUUCUGCUAACAUUUGUAUGGCACAUAUAUUGCCACGGUUGUGACGCUUUGACUCGAUGCACAGCUGUCGGGCCAAAUUAUCACAGUCCUGGUGACUAGUGGGCAGAGAGCAAGUGUGUGUUAAAUUUAUGAAAUAAACUGUAUCUAGAAACAAAAGAACUUGGAAACGACUUGUUUAAUUUCAUCAAUGGUACUUGGAUACUUGAAAACAAAUUCUUGUUUAGUGAAGUACACAAAUAUUUAUUAUCACCACAUGCCAGCCGAUUUAGAUCUUCAAAUUGAGAAAUUCACUGAAUUCCUCACAAAAUCAAUAAAUAAAUUAAAUAUUACAACACAAAUGUUGACGACUGACAAGUCAUGGCAUCAUAGAUGAAAGUGUUAUUGAUGGGCUUGUAUUGAGACGUGAUGAACUUGAUACCCUCUUGAGCGGCACAGCCCCC
Molecule: messenger RNA, 2602 nt
Organism: Neocloeon triangulifer
Lineage: Eukaryota; Metazoa; Arthropoda; Insecta; Ephemeroptera; Baetidae
Gene: Vap33
Product: vesicle-associated membrane protein-associated protein B
Exons: 6
Coding region: 123-875 (250 amino acids)
Biological process (GO): endoplasmic reticulum membrane organization
Cellular component (GO): plasma membrane; endoplasmic reticulum membrane
Molecular function (GO): FFAT motif binding
Source: RefSeq, a predicted model, not a curated record